This is a messenger RNA of Ilex paraguariensis (yerba mate), 3248 nucleotides long. The record is from the annotation of a GenBank genome assembly. NCBI's taxonomy places the organism in Eukaryota, Viridiplantae, Streptophyta, Magnoliopsida, Aquifoliales, Aquifoliaceae.
UUUGAUUCUCGAUCUUGGAGGCACUCUCUCUCUCUCUCUCUCUCCUCUUUUUCUCUCUAGGGUUUACUUCCACCGGCUCGAUCUCUCCUCUCGAACAUCACAAAAAGUGCCUACGUAAUUUAAAAUUUUCUUGCCUCUGAAUCUGUUCCUUAUUUGGGAGUUGUGAAUUUGGAGCUUGAAUAUUGACGUCUGUGCUAUGCAAGAGAUACGGAUGACAUACAAAUGAUAUAAAUUUAGUUUUCUCUUAAACAAACUUGGCAGAAUAAUGCUGUCAGAUAGAUAGUUUUUCCAAAGCUUGUGGGACUUGAUGUGUGAUUUGAUUGGAUCCAGCAAGAUGACCGAAUACUUCCAGACUUCAUCCUCAUUAUGUGCUCGUGCUUCAAUAAUAUAAGUUUAGUGGGGGAACUUUUGUGCAGACUCCUGGGAAAAUUGAGUUGGAUGUUUAUUUUGGUGAAUAGGUGGUUGUUGUUAUAUACCUGUGCAUGUAGAAUUCAGAAAAGCAAAUAUUGAAAAAUGGAUGAAUACAGAGAACAGGAGAUUCUACUUCCCAGUUGGAUCAUCAAAAAUCCAUCUGAAAUGGCAGAAUCUCGUCUCUUUAUUAUCUCUUGCUUUAUUGCUGGACUAAUUGGAAUAUUGACUAUAGCCUACACCUCCUUCCAGUGGAGAAGAAACAUCAAUCUGAGUUGGACGAAAGCCAUAGCCAGGUCCAAAAAAAAUCCAAAAGCAAGAAAUAAUAUCCCUGUUGCUCCUCAUACUUGGAGUUUGGAAUCUGUGUCCCGUGGGAAAAGUUUAAACUGCUGUGUGUGCUUAAAAUCAAUGUCUCCUUCUCAAGCUCUUGGGCCUAUGGUGGCUGCAGACAGUUUUAUUCACUGUUGUAGCAUAUGUGGUGUAGCAGCCCACCUGAGUUGCUCCUCGAAUGCUCACAAGGAUUGCAAGUGUGUAUCUAUGAUUGGGUAUGAGCAUGUGAUGCACCAAUGGGCCAUCUGGUGGACAGAGGUCACUGAUCAACCUGAUGAAACUUCUUUUUGCAGCCAUUGUGAGGAGCCAUGCAGCGGAUCUUUCCUUGGUGGAUCCCCUAUUUGGUGUUGCUUGUGGUGUCAGCGCGUGGUUCAUGUUGACUGCCAUGGUGGUAUGUCUAAUGAAACUGGUGACAUAUGUGAUUUGGGCCCAUUUAGAAGGCUGAUACUAUCACCGCUUUAUGUCCGGGAAUUGAAUUUGGCUUCUUCUGGUGGAUUUUUGAGUUCCAUUACUCAUGGAGCCAAUGAGAUUGCAUCUUCUGUACGUGCUAGUAUUAGGAGUCAAAGCAAGAAGUACAAGCAGGGAAAUGAAGCCUCUGCAGACACAGGUGAUAGCGGCAGUAUUGGCGACACGUCCACAGAUAGCACAGCUGGUACUAACCAUACAGUUAAUGGCUAUCACAGAAUGGAGGAAAGCGGUAAUGGUAGUGUAAAUGUGGGGGGUCCAGAUCUGCACCAAGACAGUGAUGCAGUUAAGAAAUUAGAUUCAAAACCAAGUUUUAAAAGAAGUUCAUCAAUCAAUCAUAAGGACGAGCAUCAGAUGGUUGGCGUGAAACAGAGAUAUGAGUUGAUUGACUUGCCUCCAGAUGCAAGGCCUCUCUUAGUUUAUAUUAACCACAAGAGUGGGGCUCAACGAGGAGAUUCACUCAGGCAGCGGUUAAAUCUUCUGUUAAAUCCUGUUCAGGUUUUUGAGUUGAGCUCGACGCAGGGACCAGAGGUUGGUCUCUAUUUGUUUAGAAAGGUUCCGCACUUCAGAGUUCUUGUUUGCGGUGGAGAUGGUACUGUUGGAUGGGUGUUGAAUGCAAUAGACAAGCAAAAUUUUGUCUCGCCGCCUCCAGUAGCUAUUCUUCCUGCAGGGACUGGAAAUGACUUGGCUCGAGUUUUGUCUUGGGGAGGUGGUUUGGGCUCAGUGGAGAGACAAGGCGGCCUUUUCACACUGCUGGAGCACAUAGAACAUGCUGCAGUAACAAUUCUUGAUAGAUGGAAAGUAGCAAUUUUGAACCAACAGGGAAAGAAACUUCAACCCCCGAAAUUUAUGAAUAACUAUCUUGGGGUUGGAUGCGAUGCAAAGGUUGCUUUGGAAAUCCAUAAUUUGAGGGAGGAGAAUCCGGAGAAGUUCUAUAACCAGUUUAUGAAUAAAGUUCUUUACGCAAGAGAAGGUGCUAAGACUAUCAUGGAUAGGACAUUUGCAGACUUCCCUUGGCAAGUUCGAGUGGAGGUGGAUGGUGUUGAGAUAGAGGUUCCUGAGGACGCAGAAGGGGUUCUUGUUGCAAAUAUUGGAAGCUAUAUGGGCGGUGUUGACUUGUGGCAAAAUGAGGAUGAAACAUAUGAGAAUUUUGAUCCUCAAUCUAUGCAUGAUAAGAUACUGGAGGUUGUGAGCAUAUCGGGGACAUGGCAUCUUGGAAAGCUUCAGGUGGGUCUUUCUCGGGCUCGAAGGCUUGCACAAGGGCAGUUAAUUAAGAUACAGCUUUUAGCUGCCUUGCCUGUUCAAAUAGAUGGGGAGCCUUGGUUUCAGCAACCAUGUACAUUGGCCAUUUCACAUCAUGGGCAGGUCUCUGUCUCUCUCUCCCUCCCUCCUUCCCUCCCUCUAGAUAUGAUACAUGCAUAUGCGACAGUGUUGCCCCUAUUCAUUGUCUGAGAUUCAUAACCAUGUAGGGGUGGUGAGCAAGCAUAUUUUUAAGUUUUUCGAAAUUCACUUGAAACUACUAACUAGGUAGUAUUUUGCAAUUUGAGGUGGAAUCAUAUCACUAUCAGUGAAUUUCUAGGGAACCAAAUUGUGGUUUUCAUGUCGGGCUCCGAACGCUAAGUUUCUUCGUUUUCAGAUAACUACUUAAGCAACUCCUGAAUGUGCACCAUCCAAUUUUUUCGUAUUGGUUCGACAGGCCUUCAUGCUGAAGAGGGCAACAGAGGAACCUCUUGGUCAUGCAGCUUCCAUAAUAACUGAUGUGCUGGAAAAUGCUGAAACCAAUCAUGUGAUUAACGCGUCACAAAAGCGUGCUCUUCUUCAAGAAAUGGCGCUGAAGCUAUCUUGACGGAUUUCCCUAUGCACACCAAUACUUGUCAGCAGUCGAGCAUUUCAGCUGCUGCUGUUCUUUGUGAAAAGUGUUUAUAUCUGCACUACCAUCUUUGCAUUACAUUAAUAUGGGUUGAAAUUAAAAUCAAUGCUGCUUGCUGAAGCAUGUUUGUAUAGUAACCUUAAUAUUAAUAUUAAUAUAAAGAGGGAAUUUUGUG